CUGUACUGGUGAGAACAGAAAGCGAGUGCUGGAAUUCACUGAGGAAAUGAUAAGUGGCGGCAGCCUAUGGUUUCACCAGUCCUUGCUGUGACACGUGUCUGUGAUGGCAGCUUCUCUGCUGCUUAAACUCUGUAUCGGAAUAACAGUCCUGCUCAUUGUCUGUAUUCCAGAAUGGUUCAAGACUGAGGAAGGUAUCUCCGUGGACCUAUCUUGUAUUGAUCCCUGUAUGGUGGAAAUCUCCUAUACCUCUAGUGUGACCGGCACACCAAUAAUAUGUCUUUUGCAAGGCAAUGAAAGCAAAGACGUUAUAGAGAAUGCCACAGCACAAAAUGCUAUAUUAUCUUCCAUCACACUGGACUAUUAUAUGAAUAAUGCUGCUGCUUUCAUCUGUGAUCCACAAAGGAACACACAUCCAUUGUCUGAAGAAAUGAACGCACAAGGAAAGCCAAUAAAUAUCUCACUGAUCAUAAGAGGAAGAUAUUUUUAUUAUUCAGAAGUGAAGUCUAACUUUGACAUGGUGGAAUCUCAAGAAGAUGAGGAUCUCUCUGUUCCUUCCUCACUUGAGAUCUACAUUAGUAAUCAAACAGAACAUAACGGAACCAUGGAUCAAUUGUAUUAUCAAGACUCGAGGGUUCAUCAUGACUUCAUCAAUGUGUCCUUACACUUUAAUAAUCAAAUUCUAUUUUACAGAAGACCUUUCGGUAUCGUCUGGCUGAUUCUGAUCUCCCUUGUCUUUGCAUGUGGUCUUAUUUUCAUUGUUUACAAAAUAAAGGAAGAGAAAAAUACUCGAUUACGAGACUAUAACCAUGAAAGAUCAAGUAUGCUAGGACUGAAAGAACACAUCAACAAACCAUCAAAAACAGAUUCCUAUGACAAGAACGACCAAACAUGUAAGCAUGAGAAAUGGAAGAAUCAGAACUGUGAGUCAACCUCCUUCCUUCCUAUAAUAGCCGAACAGCACGAUUCAGUUUGCAAGUAAUUCUCCUGAUGUGCUACCUCAACCUAGCUGCUAACAUUGGAAGGACAUGUAUAAGGUGGAAAUACAAUCUGCAGUGGUGAUAACUGGUUAGACAAUAUUCUCAUGGUGCAACCUUAAAAGGAUUUUAAACCAAUGAUUGAUAGAGCAGAAAACCCCCCUGAAAUCUUCAUUCAUUCGUCAGUCUGCACGGACUCUUGCAAGCCACUACAUCAAAUAUACUUGUGGAAAGUGGAUACUUAAUGUUUGACAGAAGAGAUGAUUAGCUGUGCUUGGUCUCCAUUGCAGGCAGAGCUGUUAGGAGCCAGGUAUUACCCAGUAUAUGCCACCAAUGUCAGAUAGGUGCAGGUCCCACCUAGCCUAACGAUAUGCCACCAAUGUGUGAGGUGGUUAAUGAUGGCAGAACGAAUGGUGGACACAGUUGUAACUUGAACCGCAGCCUUUAUUGAAUUCAUGUGGGGAACAAGCUUGUUGGUUACAGUGUUUUUACAAGAGGUGACUAACUUAAUGGUUAUAGUCAACAUGGAAGCAACAAGCUUAAUGGUUUCAACAGGACAAGCAUGGUAAACCCACUGCAUCAGACUUCCUUGGGUGAUGCCAACACUGUCCUGGAAUCUCCCUCUCAGUGAGGGCCCAUUCAGACGGCUGUAGUGUGCUGUCUGCAUCUUAUGCGCCCCCAUUGAAAUGAAUGGGUCUGCACCCGUUCUGAAAAUAUGCAGAACAGAUGGGGACUCAUUCAUACGGCCGUCUGAAUGAGCCCUGACAGUAAUGGAGAUGGUGUUGCUGUUUAUUACAAACAGCGUCUUCUCUCCAUAUGGCACGCUAAUCCACACACUCUGCACAGGCGGUUGAACAGGUGACGUAUCACAAACCUCUACACAUAGACGGUCUUCACUAUCAUAGUCUAGUAUGCAACUCUCUAUCAAAGCAGAAGCUUUAAUUUGAUUAGUUUACAAUCUUAUAAUAGAAACAUGAACAUCUGCCCAGACAGCCUGCUUCUCUCCAUGAAGCUCACACUACACAGUUCUAUACAUAUAAGUUUCUUACUGUGACAAGCUAUAGCAGAAGCACCUGCAGACUGUAAAGAGAGAAUGCUGGGAAAUUACCCAGAUGCUGGUAUAGAGAGGACCACCCACACACUGCAUACUAGUUAGCUAGCAAGUAGAGGUGAUUAAGGCUGAAUUGGCAUACUAACUAAGGGCAUAGUUACAGGAGAGAAACAAUAACACCCACAGCAGAAGAACGUUGAGCAGGAGUAGCCAACUUGCCCAUUCUGGCUUUCACACCCAUGCCAACAAUACACAGGGUAGUAUCUUCAUAUUUGCAGUGUAUUUCCCAUCAAUUGCAGUGCAGUUUAUCACAUGCAUAUCUGCAGCACUCAUCGACAUGCUAUCUGUGGGGGUAUAUGGCUCACACGGGCAUUAUCUCCAUUUCACAGACUACCUGUAAUGUAACCACAGUAUACAGCUUAUAAAUGGCAGUAGUUCUCAGUUCAAUCCACAGAGGUGCAUACAUUGCCCAGUACCUCCUUUGUGUCCCAUUUCGCAUAAGGCACAUCAUUAGCACAGGUAUAAUACAUGACACACUUAAAGAGGACGUUUCAUGGGUCAAAACAUUGUAAGAUAAC
This is a messenger RNA of Bufo gargarizans (Asiatic toad), 2603 nucleotides long. It is a transcript of the gene TMEM156, whose product is annotated as transmembrane protein 156. Lineage: Eukaryota; Metazoa; Chordata; Amphibia; Anura; Bufonidae. The transcript is spliced from 6 exons. The record is from RefSeq and is a predicted model, not a curated record. Bases 104 to 979 code for a protein of 291 amino acids.